AUGUCAGAAAAAACAUCAGUUGACGCUUUCGAGAGUUUUCAUAAAGGAGUUUUUCUAGUCCACGAAACGCUCCGUUCUGGUAUGGACCAAAUCCUGGAGCAUGCACCCAAAGUUUCCUGUUCAGAUGUCCCGAAUUUUAUUGGUUAUGUUAAAGCCUUCAUUGCCCAUCUCACGACUCAUCAUGAUCACGAGGAACUCAUAAUCUUUCCUGCAAUCAAACCAAAAAUUCCCAUUGACGAAUUUCUCGAAGACCACCGGAAACUUAAUAAGGUGCUUAAUAGCCUAUCUGAUUAUACGACACAAGUUACCAAGAAAAAGGUGACUUACGAAUCUGCCAAAGUUGUUGAGUUUAUAACACAAUUAGGCGAUAUCGUUCGUCCGCACUUAAAACACGAAGAAUCCGUUUUUACCGUUGAAUCUCUGAGGGAAAAUAUGACCAAGGAAGAACUUGAAAAAAUUAACAAUGACAUCGCUGAUUCCAUUAAGAAGGAAGGUGGUGCAACCACUACUCUUCCAUUCCUGCUUCAUCAUUUGGAUCAAGAGGGCAGACAAUUCAUGGUCUAUGAUUCAAUGCCUAAACCAGUUAGAGUCAUUCUCCUUCCUGUAUUUGUCAAUUGGCAUAAAGGCUACUGGAAAUAUGCUAAAUAUCAGUCCCUAUAA
This is a messenger RNA of Acaulospora morrowiae, 660 nucleotides long. The record is from the annotation of a GenBank genome assembly. Lineage: Eukaryota; Fungi; Glomeromycota; Glomeromycetes; Diversisporales; Acaulosporaceae.